Messenger RNA from Capsaspora owczarzaki ATCC 30864, 1584 nucleotides. RefSeq names its product SH3 domain-containing protein. Gene Ontology annotation, molecular function: phosphatidylinositol binding; protein binding. The record is from RefSeq and is a predicted model, not a curated record. The coding region runs from base 204 to 1439 and encodes 411 amino acids. NCBI's taxonomy places the organism in Eukaryota, Filasterea, Ministeriida, Capsasporidae. Gene Ontology annotation, cellular component: ruffle membrane. The transcript is spliced from 2 exons.
CUUCAGAUCGAUCUUUCUAUUGAGCAAGAAGCUCAAAUUUUCGAACUUUUUCCUUUCUUUUUUUUUUCUUCUUUUUCUUCCCGUUUCUCUGCGCAACCACCUGCACAUCUUCUCUCUCUCUCUCUCUCUCUCUCUCUCUCUCUCUCUCUCUCUCUCUCUCUCUUUCCCCCUAACUUUCUUUCUAACGCAUCCACCCACUCAUCAUGGUCGGAGGCUUCAUCCCGAGUCCCCUGGCAAAGGAGUUUGCCAAGGCGGCGAAAAUCCUCGAGUCGUUUACGAUUCCGACUGCCGCGAGCGGACCCGACUCGGUUGUCCCUGCCGACAUUAUCAACAAGGCGCAGGGCAUUGCCAUCAUCACUGUGAUCAAGGCCGGCUUCCUGAUGUCCGUCCGCGGCGGCUCUGGCAUUGUCGUUCGUCGCAUUGGCGGUGGAUGGUCGGCUCCUUCCGCGAUCGGAACGGCCGGCAUUGGCGGCGGUUUUGAGAUUGGCGCGGAAGUCACCGAUUUUCUCCUGAUCCUGAACACGCAGACCGCUGUCGACGCGUUCGCAAAGGGCACCAAUGUCACGCUUGGAGGCAAUCUGACCGUUGCGGCGGGUCCGUACGGCCGAAACAUGGAGGCAGACGUGGCCAUCCGCUCCACUGCGGCCGUGUACACGUACUCGAAGAGCAAGGGCCUCUUUGCCGGCAUCUCGCUGGAAGGCUCUGUCAUGCUUGAGCGCAAGGAAGCAAACUCCAAGUUCUAUGGCGUGCAGGCCAUUCGUGCUCGUGACAUUCUGUCUGGAAGCGUCGACCCACCGCCGGAGGCGCAGCCCUUGUACACGGCCCUGGACAACCAAGUGAAUAGCCAGGCGCAGCGCAUGGCCAACAAGGCCACCAAAGCGGCUUCGGCGGCGGGUUCUGAGGCGCUCUCGCGGACGGGAUCUGUGCGCUCGAGUGGCUCCUCGAGCGGCGGCGGUGGUGGGUACACGCCCGCGGCAUACACGCCCGCGGCAUACACACCAGCCAGAUCGGCUCCUGCGCGGCCCGCAGCCCGUCCACAACCACAAGCGAGUUCUAGCAGUUCAAAGGGCAGCUUUUUCAGCAAGGGCGCUUCGUCGUCAGCCGGCGCGCGGCCAGCUCCCAAAAAGGGCGCUGCUGGCGGUGCCUAUGUACCUGACGGGUCUGCGCCCAAGACCAGCUCUCGGUUGAGUCGCAUCGAUCUGGUCCCCAGCGCGUCGAAAUCUGCCCAACCUCCUGCCGUGGCCAAUCCCUUCGAGCAAGUCUACCAGGCCACGGCCUUGUACGAGUUUCACAGCACCUUCCCAAACGACCUUCAGCUCAAAGUCGGCGAUGUGAUUGAGGUGUUGACCACCACUCCUCGCCAAGACGAUUGGUGGGAGGGCCGCACUUCCGACGGGCGCGUUGGCCUCUUCCCUGCCAACUACUGCUCGCUCAAAUGAGCUGCUUUUGGCUGCCGUCUUCCAUCUUUGGGGGGUUCCGGUGUAGUUUGUUUUGAAUUCUGUUUUGACUUUGUUGGUUUUCUGGUUUCGUUUCGUCAAUCCAAGGCUUGUUGAGUUUGUUUUCAAUGAAGGAUAUUGCUCCUCC